Messenger RNA from Dreissena polymorpha, 26168 nucleotides. RefSeq names its product MAM and LDL-receptor class A domain-containing protein 1-like. Gene Ontology annotation, molecular function: protein binding. Gene Ontology annotation, cellular component: membrane. The coding region runs from base 131 to 26020 and encodes 8629 amino acids. Lineage: Eukaryota; Metazoa; Mollusca; Bivalvia; Myida; Dreissenidae. The transcript is spliced from 146 exons. The record is from RefSeq and is a predicted model, not a curated record.
GAUAAUUCAAAAGGGGCGGAUUUUGAAACUGUCCUCAUAUUCUAUUCUGACUUUCGUCAGAGAAGUAAUAUUUUAUUUAUGCUUUAAGAAAACUGUUUAAUAUUGGACUGCGGCGAUAGUGUUUUCCUUCAUGCAAGGAAUUUACCUUUGUUUGGCCAUUCUGGCGCUGCUUCCUGCAGUUGCAAAUGGCCAACAGUUAAGCUGCAAUUUUGACCAAAACACCCUAUGCAGCUGGACAAUCCUCACUGGAACAGAUAUCUCGCCAUGGAUUCUGAACAAGGGUCCUACUCCCUCGUUUUUUACAGGGCCAGCUAGGGAUCACACAACGGAUACUCCAAAUGGCUACUACAUAUACUAUGAGGGCGACAACAAGACAUUGAGCGACAAAUCACAGCUGCAGAGCCCUCAGUUCUCAGUGACAGGCCCCCAAUGUCUAACCUUCUGGUACUACAUGUAUGGGCCCAGUGUAGGCAACCUCAAUGUUUACCUCAAGCAGGGAAACAGCCUGGGCAGCCCAGUCUUCACCAGGCAGGGCACACAGGGCCCCAAGUGGAUCCAGGCCUCUAUCAACAUUGCAAACAAGCAAAAUAUAAGGGUGGUCCUGGAAGCUGUGAGAGGCAGAAACUACCUCUGUGACAUUGCUGUUGAUGACAUUGUCCUCCAGGCUGGCUCAUGUGUCCAGAAUGGUACAGUAACUCUGGCUCCUGGUCAGAGUGGCACAGCCACAUGCAACUUUGAGACACAGAACAUCUGUGGGUACUCACCGGACCCUACUGGAAACUUCCAAUGGAAGUGGGCUUCAGGAAGCACCCCCACGGCCGGGACGGGACCCACAGGGGACCACACACAGCAGUCUGCAGCUGGUCAUUACAUGCUCAUGGAGGCCACAGGGGCCAAUUUUUUCCAAAAGGCACGGCUUGUGUCUCCAACAAUUAGCCCCAGCAGCACAGUCUGUCUGAGCUUCUACUACUACAUGUACGGUCAGACCGUUAGGGGCCUUAGUGUCUACACAAGACUGAACAACAAGCUCGGAACAUACAUCUGGAAUCGGACUGGCAAUCAGGGCUCUAACUGGAUUAUGGGACAGACUACAAUUCGUGGAGUAAACUCAACAUUUCAGAUCGUGUUCGAAGGUAUGCGUGGUUUGACGGAAUCGAGCGACAUUGCUCUGGAUGACGUGCUGGUCACAAAAGGAGAAUGCGGAACUCCUGGAUCAUGUGAUUUUGAGAACGGUCUCUGCGCUUGGAGUAACUCCCAGGGGGAUGACUUUGACUGGAUUGUGCGUGCAGGCCAGACUGACACUGUGAACACUGGACCCAAUGGAGACCAUACCUUGGCGACAAAUCUAGGUCAUUACCUAUACAUCGAAGCCAGCAGUCCCCGGCGCCCUAACGACAAGGCCCAGCUUAUAAGUCAGGUGUUUGUGGGCUCAAGCCAGCCCGUGUGCUUCCUGUUCUGGUACAGCAUGCUUGGUGCAGACAUUGGAACUUUGAACAUCUACACGAAGAUUGGAGGGGUCACAACGGUGGUGUGGUCACUGCGAGGCAAUCAGAACAACAAUUGGAAUCAGGGGAAAUUUACUGUGCGGUCAACCAAUCAGUUUCAGAUCAUAAUUGAGGGGGUCCGUGGCAAUGGGAUAGCAGGGGACAUUGCAGUUGAUGACCUCUCCACAACCACAAGCAAUUGUGCAUUGAUGCCAAGCAAUGCUGCCCCACCUUCUGUCACCAUUUCUUCACCAACCAGCUCAACCACCCAGGGGUCGACAGUUGCAACUACGAGUCACCGGACAACCAACACGGUCACCUGCGACUUUGACUACGACCUUUGUGGAUGGACCCAGCUGACUACGGACUUCUUUGAUUGGACAAGACAGAAAGGCGGGACCAUUCUCCCUGGCACUGGACCUUCGGGAGAUCACACUUCCGGACAGGGCUAUUACUUGUACACCACUGCAUCAGUGAGAUACCAGAACAAGACCGCUCAGAUUGAGAGUCGACAAAUUUCUCUUAAUGGACAUACACAAUGCCUGACAUUCUGGUAUCACAUGUAUGGCCCAAAUGUGGGAACCCUAAACCUGUACGUGAAGAACAAGCCUGUGCUAGGCAGCCCCAUCUGGUCUCGCUCCGGUUCCCAGGGCAACCAGUGGCAGCAGGGAGUCAUCGUCAUGCCCUCAACGGGCACCUUCACUCUCGUAUUUGAAGCUGUGAACGGUUAUGGUUUCCGCGGUGAUAUGGGGCUGGAUGACAUUACAGCAACAACAUGUGCUGGUGUCACCACAUCCGCGCCAGGGGUCACAAACACCCCAGCGGUUGGCAAUCUUGGAGCCCGGGCGUGCAGCUUUGAGCAGCCAACCAUUUGUGGCUACACGCAGAGCACAUCUGACCAGUUUGAUUGGACGUUUGAUUCUGCGGGAACUACAACCAUCGGAACAGGGCCGGCCUUAGACCACACAUACAACACACCUCAAGGUCACUAUAUGUACAUUGAAACAUCAUUCCCCCGACGCCAGGGAGAGAAAGCUCAAUUGAUUUCACCAACAUACACAGACAUUGGAGCGGUGUGCGUGAGGUUUUGGUACCACAUGUAUGGGAGUGGUAUCGGAAUCCUUAAUGUGUUUGCCAAGUCAGGAAACUCGCAAGGGCUUGCAAUCUUCACAAUGCGUGGUGACCAAGGCAACAGAUGGAUUGCAGGCCAAGCUUCCAUUGCUGCCGGAACAGCCACACAGCCCUAUCAGGUGGUGUUUGAAGGCAUAGUGGGAACUAACGAAAGAGGAGACAUUGCCAUUGAUGAUGUAUCUUUCAGCAGUGGAGCAUGUGGAAAUCCGGGGGACUGUGAUUUUGAUGAUGGACUCUGCACAUGGACCAAUACUCAGACUGGUGAUGACUUCGACUGGACCCAGCAGUCUGGUUCUACAUCAACUGGAACUACAGGCCCAACCAGUGACCAUACGCAGGGAAACAGUCAAGGCCAGUACAUGUUCAUUGAGACCUCGGCUCCACGGCAGCCUGGUGACGUGGCCUGGCUGGUGAGCCAGUCAUUCAACCCAGCCUCAAACAAUGGGGGCCGUUGUCUCAGUUUCUGGUAUCACAUGCUCGGCUCCACGGUCGACACCCUCGCCAUAGUGGUUGUACCACAAGGUCGGCCAAACAUCACCAUCUGGACAUUGAAGGGUAACCAGGGAGGAAACUGGCUCCAAGGGCAGGCCCCUAUCUCCAAUCUUGGGGUCCCUUACAGUGUUGUGUUCAUUGGUAUCCGGGGACAGAGCUAUACAGGAGACAUUGCUAUCGAUGACAUCAUUUUUACCCCAUCAAACUGCGGAGUGAGCCCUUCCAAUGCCCAGCCUGGUGUACAAACCACCCCUGCCCCUACACUCAGCACUGCAAUGCCGGGUCCAUUCAACUGCGACUUUGAGACCGGUCUAUGUGGGUGGAGUCAGGACUCCAGGGACCAGUUUGAUUGGACGAGACAACGUGGAACAACGGCAACGGCUAACACUGGACCAACCGGUGACCAUACAUCAGGAACCGGAUACUACGUAUACAUUGAGACAAGCACAGGCAACACCGGCUCAAGGGCACGGCUGAUAAGCCCUCAGGUGAUCGCGUCGAGAACAGGCCUACGUUGCCUCUCGUUCUGGUAUCACAUGUAUGGGCAGAACGUGGGUCGACUCAGCAUGUUUGUCCAGUAUGGCCUUACAGUGCCAUUCUUCCCAUUGUGGUUGAAACAAGGGACGCAAGGAAACCAGUGGAUUCAGGCUCAAGUGAGAGUGGCUGCUACCAGGCCCUUCAAUAUUGUGUUUGAGGCUUCCAAAGGCAAUGGUGACCAAGGAGACAUUGCACUAGAUGAUAUUAUCAUAACAGAUAGUGACUGUACAGUAAACCCCACCAACAGUCCCCUUGGUGCUGCCAACUCCACAAAGUGUGACUUUGAGCUGAGCACGAUAUGUGGGUUCACGCAAGUGACUGGCGGAGCGGACCAGUUUGAUUGGACAUGGGACGAUCAGGGCACACCCUCUGCAGGGACUGGACCCUCGACUGAUCACACUCUGGGUACCGCGCGAGGUCACUACAUGUACAUUGAGACCUCUGCCCCACAAACCCGCGGCCAGAAAGCCCAGUUGCUGAGUCCCAUCUAUAGCGGAACCAACCAGCCAUCGUGCCUUAAGUUCUGGUACAGCAUGUUUGGGCAAAGCAUGGGAACUCUCAAUGUAUAUACCAUCAUUGGAGGCACUUACACACAAGUGUGGAAUAAAUCAGGAAACCAAGGCCCUGCAUGGCUUGUGGCCUCCUACUCAGUCCCAGCAACCUCCAAGCCUUUCCAGAUAAUGUUUGAAGGCAUCGUUGGGAACAGUUUCUAUGGUGACCUUGCUAUAGAUGACUUUAGCUUGACACCUGGUGCAUGCCCUUAUUCAGCUGGUGUCUGUACAUUUGAUGACAACAACCUGUGCACUUGGAGACAGGAGCGGACCAAGGACAGAUUUGACUGGCAGCUGCAAAAGGGGCCCACAGCUACCCCCACUACUGGUCCCACGGCAGACCAUUCUGGAAAUGGUUAUUAUGCUUACAUCGAGACAUCAGUGCCCCGAGUCACAGGCGACAACGCCUGGUUGGUCAGCGACAGUUUUGCACCCGGGUCCAGUCUCAAUGGAGUCAACUGUUUCUCAUUAUUUUACAACAUGUAUGGUCAGACCAUCGGUACCCUGCGCGUCUGGGUCUCCUCUCAGGACGGUACCCAAACCCCAAUCUGGGAGCUAAGGGGGAACCAGAACCAGGGCUGGAAGCAGGGAACUGCUCUUAUUCCGCCUCAAAAAGCAUCCUUCACGAUUAUUGUGGAAGGUAUCCGUGGUGAUGGAGUCUUAGGGGACAUUGCCGUUGAUGAGCUCUCUGUGUUCAGUAUGUCAACCUGUACAAGAACUCCACAGAAUGCGCUGCCGUCUGUAGGUAUUGUAACCCCUAGUGCGGUCCCUACAACGCCCACUACCACCACCAAGUUGACAACCCCUUCACCAACCAUACAGCGGACAACAACACUGGCAAAUGGUGGUUCAGGCUACACCUGCACAUUCGAGCAAGGUUUCUGUGGCUGGCAACAACAGACUGGGUCUGCAGAUCAGUUUGACUGGUCCCGCAAAUCAGGGAGCACCAGCACAUUGGGGACUGGUCCAACUGGAGAUCACACCACAGGAAGAGGGAACUAUGUGUACAUUGAAACCUCUGCACCACGAUUGAACGGGGACAAAGCCCAGCUCAUUGGUCCCACCCUGACACUGUCCACCAACCAACCGCAAUGUUUCUCGUUCUGGUAUAACAUGAUAGGCAGUGAUAUCCGUGCUCUGAACGUCUACCUGAAACAGGGCGCCAACCUCGGUUCCCCUAUUUUCACGCGUGCUGGAACCCAGGGUCCCAAUUGGCUACUGGGACAGAUCCCUAUUACAGGGAAUGGAGCUGCUCAGAUUGUGAUUGAAGGUGUCCGUGGUACCAGCUUUAAGGGAGACAUUGCCAUUGACGAUACUAGCAUAACAGCAGGGGCAUGCCAGGCAACCCAACCUAAUGGAGCUACUGAUUCUUCUGCCCUUGCUUGCAACUUUGAGGCUCAAGACUUGUGCGGGUAUGUGAACAUGCAGGGCUCAGAUGACUUUGACUGGAUACGAAAUCAUGGCCAAACUACUAGUGUUGGCACUGGACCAUUUGCAGAUCACACCUUGGGCACUGUAACCGGAAACUACAUGUACAUUGAAACAUCUGCACCACGAACGCCCGGACAGAAAGCUCAACUGUUUUCAAAGGCCAUCACAGUGUCUAGCCCUAUUUGUGUAAACUUUUUCUACCACAUGUAUGGGCCAACCAUUGGGGCACUAAAUAUAUACAUUGUGCCGUCGGGCCAGUCUGCUAUGGGCCAAGCUGCAUGGACCCGAAAAGGAAACCAGCAAAACCAGUGGACUAAGGGACAGAUAUCAGUAAAUCCUUCGCAACAACAAUUACAGCUUGUUUUUGAAGGGGUAGUUGGAAAUGGUUUCACAGGUGACAUUGCUAUUGAUGAUAUCACUGUGCAACAAGGAACUUGUGGGGUUUUAGGAUCCUGCACCUUUGACAAUGGAACCCUUUGCACAUGGUCAAACGUUAGGACUGGAGAUGCAUUUGAUUGGUCACUCAAAAAGGGACAAACUACGUCUGCAAACACGGGACCAAAUAAUGACCACACCCAGGGCAAUGCGCAAGGGACAUAUAUCUACAUUGAGACAAGUGCCCCUCGUCGUCAGGGUGAGAAGGCGUGGCUGCAGAGUGCCAUCAUGAAUCCCACAGGCUCCUCCCCCCAGUGCCUUCACUUUUGGUACAGCAUGUUUGGUACUAGCAUCGGAACCCUGAAUGUUUACAUCUCACAGAAUGGCUCCCUGCCAGGGUACAAUGUGUGGACCCUCUCCAGAAACCAGGGAAACAGCUGGCAGUCUGGACAAGUCCCUUUUCAGUCCACCUCUCAAUUCACGAUCAUUUUUGAAGGGAUUGUGGGUAAUGGUUUCUAUGGCGACAUAGCCCUUGAUGACUUGUCAAUAACAAGUGGCCAGUGCGCCAUUAACCCUGGGAAUGCUCUACCAGCCGGGGCCACCACUCAGGUUCCAACAACAACUCGAGCAACCACUCCUGGAAUAGCAGCCACGUCUUUACCCACUACCUUUAAUUGCAACUUUGAGAACAACAUUUGCGCGUGGACUCAGGCCACAGAUGACCAGUUUGAUUGGACUCGGCGUCAAGGCGUGGACCACACCACUGGACGUGGCUAUUACAUCUACAUCGAUGCCUCUGGUCCAAAGAUCAAUGCCUCUGCCCGUAUAGUGAGCCCAAGGGUCCAGUUACCCAACCCCCGGGGCCCGCAGUGCCUUAGGUUCUGGUACCAUAUGUAUGGGGCGCACAUCAGCGCGCUAAAUGUCUACCUACAGUCUGCUGCCAACCUUGGCCAGGCUGUCUGGACCAGGAAGGGAACUCAGGGUAACCAAUGGAUACAGGGAGCCUUGGUGAUAAACGCUGCAGCACCGUUUAACGUUGUGUUCGAGGCAACACGCGAUGUCACGUAUGCAGGAGAUAUCGCCCUUGAUGACAUAAGCCUUGCCAAUGGGGCAUGCUCAGACUCCACUCAGACGAGUGCCUCGGUCAUAGACUCCUGUACGUUUGAGACCAGCAUGUGCGGCUUCACUAAUGAUAAAAAUGGAGACAUAUUUGACUGGACACGCCAGACUGGGAGCACUGCAACUCAGAACACUGGCCCGACCUCCGACCAUACACUUGGAACAUCCAGAGGCUACUACAUGUACAUUGAGACAUCAACACCUAGAAGGCUCGGUGAUACAGCUCGGCUGUCCUCACAAGUGUACAAUGGUUCCACCACCAACGAGUGCCUGGAGUUCUACUAUCACAUGUUUGGGCCCCAGAUUGGCACCUUAAAUGUCAAGCUGAAGAUAAAUGGUGCCAUGUUGCCUCCUAGCAUUUGGAGCAGAUCCUUAAAUCAGGGAAAUCAGUGGAGUAAAGGGCAGGUCACUCUAGCAGCUGCAAUUAUUUCGAGGAAUUUCCAGAUAGUGUUCGAGGGUGUGAGAGGAAUUGGUGACUUGGGAGAUAUUGCUAUUGAUGAUGUCAAGCUAAGUCAGGGAUCCUGCAGCAAUGGCGUAGCUGGGGCAAGCCCUGGUGGUUGUACAUUUGAGACUGGUCGUUGCACGUGGACCAACUCCCAAGACGACAACUUUGACUGGAUAGACGGAACAGGAAGUACAACCACCCUGAAUACAGGACCAGUCAAUGACCACACACUCAACAAUGCUCAGGGUCAUUACCAGUUUCUAGAAGCAUCUGCUCCCAGGAAGGCCGGUGACAAGUGCUGGUUGCUAAGCCAACAGUUCCCGCCCACCAGCAGCCGUUGCAUCCAGUUCUGGUACAAUAUGUACGGUUCACAGAUUGGCUCUCUCAACGUAUACAUCAAGUUCAAUGGAGCAGCAAACCAGUCCAUCUGGUCGCUAAGCAGUGACCAGGGGAGUACAUGGAAGUACGGACAGGCCCCCAUCAAGUCCUCUACAGCCUAUCAGAUCAUAAUAGAGGGUGUCAGAGGAAGUGGUUACCAGGGUGACAUCGCCAUUGAUGACCUCGCUUUUACUGAUAAUCUGUGUGGAGUUCAACCAAGUACAGCUUUCGUCAACUCCACAGCGCCCCCUGUUGGCACAACUAGUGCUCCCACCACCCCUGCCAGCGGAGCUGUUGACUGCAACUUUGACCAGGGCCUCUGUACAUGGACUCAGGACAAGGGAGACAACUUUGAUUGGACGCUCAACAGAGGUCCCACCCCCACUACACUGACUGGCCCUUCUGCUGACCAUACAGGAAACGGUUCAUACUUCUUCAUCGAAACCUCCUUUCCAAGAAGGCCAAAUGACAAAGCACGCCUGGUCAGCUCACAGCAAACUGCCGGCACGUCUUGCCUCUCAUUCUACUACAACAUGUAUGGUCAGAACGUUGGUGCGUUGAACGUGUACGUCAAGAGGGGCGUCGCCUUGGGUAACCCAGUGUUCUCUCAGUCAGGGACCAAGGGACAGGACUGGAAGUCCGCUCUAGUCACAAUCACCUCGGCCGUCCAGUAUCAGCUCGUGAUUGAAGGAGUGGUAGGGGGUGGUUACCUUGGUGACAUCGCUGUGGAUGACAUAACCAUGACAACUGGAACAUGCCAGACAAAUGGCAACAGCAAUUUUGCGUGUGACUUUGAGGACGCAGCUCUGUGUGGGUACACGCCGGACUCCUCGGCCCAGUUCCAGUGGUCCCGAAGUUCCAGUAGUACACAAACGGCUUCAACUGGCCCUACUAAUGACCAUACGUACGGCACCCCAGCAGGACACUACAUGUACAUAGAGACCUCGGCGCCUAGAGUACCGGGUGACAGGGCUCGGCUUAUCUCCCCUGCUUACAAUGGCCCCAGUGGUGUGCAGACCUGUGUGGAAUUCUGGUACAACAUGUACGGGUCCACUAUUGGCACACUCAAUGUCUUCUUAAAGUCCAGUACUGGCCUAGGAAAUCCAGUGUUCACUAAACAAGGUAACCAAGGCAACAGAUGGAUACGAGGUCAGGUGGCAUUCCCAGGAACCACAGGGGCCAUGCUGGUGUUUGAGGGAGUACGAGGCUCGUCCUUCUACGGGGACAUCGCCAUUGACGAUGUCACCAUGAAACCGGGAUCAUGUGCCACUGGGGCACCAGGCAACUGUGAUUUUGAGGUGGACACGUGUUCAUGGAGCAACUACAACAACGACACGUUUGACUGGGAGAGAGGAAGUGGUAGAACAGCCACCACCGGCACUGGACCCUCCGUAGAUAAUACCUUCAAAAAUUUGACUGGGCACUACAUGUUCAUUGAAUCAUCUGCGCCGCGCAGUCCAGGAGACAACGCCAUCCUCCAGUCGGCAACAUUUAGCGGCUCGAGCUCGCCACUUUGCCUGCAGUUCUACUACAACAUGUAUGGUAGCAGCAUUGGUUCCCUGCGCGUGUGGGCCCUGCCUCAGGGAGGCAACUCUGUCAAGGUGUGGGAGCUUAGUGGAAACCAGGGCCUCCAGUGGAGCCAGGCUACAGUCAAUGUUGGUCAGGCCACACAGUUUCAGGUACUUUUCGAAGCUAUUCGUGGAAAUGGUUACCAGGGAGAUAUAGCAAUAGAUGACGUCACAUUCCUGGCUCAGACGUGCACACUGAUACCUACCAAUGCGGACCCUUCUGUUACCACGACAACUGCCCAGCCUAUAAUGGCAACAGCCCCAGCUACCCUCCCUGUCGGGUUCGUGUGCAACUUUGACACAGACGUGUGUGGGUGGACCCAAGACACAACAGACAAUUUUGAUUGGACAAGAUACAGAGGAAGUACAACCACUGCUGGCACUGGCCCGACCAAUGAUCACAGUGGAGGUGGAUACUACAUGUACAUUGAAACCUCCGCACCCCGCCGACCAAAUGACCUGGCUCGACUGAUAAGCCCUGCGAUCAACGGUGCCUCCACCAUGUGCGUGACGUUCUGGUACCACAUGUACGGUCAGACCAUCAAGGCCCUCAACGUCUAUCUCUCCCAGGGCACCACCUUGGGUUCCCCGGUGUGGACUCGAACUGGGAACCAGGCCAAUGCCUGGAAACUGGGCACCAUACAGAUACUUGGAGGAAGUGCCAGCAGUCAAAUCACAAACAUGGUGUUUGAGGGAGUGUGUGGAUCCAGUUAUAAUGGGGACAUUGCCAUUGAUGACAUUACCUUGACAGCAGGACAGUGUACAGGAUCCAAUACAUCUACUACGGCGCCCGCUGACUGUACAUUUGAGACGAUCAAUAUCUGCGGCUACAUCCAGGACAAGACAGACGUGUUUGAUUGGUCGUUCCAGUCUGGAGGGACAGCCACUACUGGCACGGGACCAACCAAUGACCACACUUACGGAACUGCAUCUGGUCACUACGUUUACAUCGAGACCUCUGGAGCACUUCGUCAAGGUGAUGUGGCGCGGUUAUGGACGCCGUCACUCACCCCAGCCAAUGGUGCUUGCCUCUCGUUCUGGUACAGCAUGUAUGGCACAACAAUGGGCACACUCAACGUGUACGCCGUCCAGAACUCCAGCAACCCCAGCCUUGGCAGCCCGCUCUGGAAACGGACUGGAAAUGCGGGAAACACCUGGAUCCAGCAGUUCAUUAAUCUGCCAGCCCUAUCCAACUAUAAUGUGGUGUUUGAAGGUGUGCGAGGCAAUGGCUUCUACUCUGAUAUUGCCAUAGACGACGUCAAAAUGCAGGCUUCUUGCCCAGCACCGGGAAACUGCGACUUUGAGGGAGGAGCAUGCGGGUGGGGUAAUGUUCGUACUGACGACGAUGACUGGGUGCUGCUCCGUGGCAACUACACCGGGGAUCGUAGCCAUCUUACUGGUGACCACACGUUUGGUGCAAAUCAAGGCACGUACCUGUACAUUGGAGAUGGUAGCGUGACCCGCCCGGGCGCCAAAGCAGACGUCAACUCUCCAUCCAUGGUGCCCACAAGCAAUAGUGGUGUCUGCUUCAAGUUUUGGUUUGUCAUCACAUCAGGCCUGGGAACGCUCACAGCGUCUGUAAUAAAGAACGGCACAUCUUCGGCUAGGUGGGUGUUGUCAAACAUGCCGUCAGGGGCCACAGACGGGGUUUGGAGUCAGGGACAGUUUGGCAUUUUGAGUGAUGUUAACUACCAGGUCAUGUUUGACUUUGUGAGGUCGGCCUCAGUUAAAGGGUACAUCGCCAUUGAUGACAUUGUCUUCACACCUGGGACUUGCCAGACUCAGCCCACAGAGGCUAUGAAUGGAGUUUUCUUCUCCACACUGGCUCCUGGCUCAACACAACCCCCAGUCACCUCAGCUCCAUCCCAGUAUGACUGUAACUUUGAGAAUGGCCUCUGCACGUGGCAGCAGGCUCAAGAUGACCAGUUUGACUGGACUCGUAACCAUGGCGGCACCACUACCCUCCUUACUGGACCCUCUAUUGACCACACCACCGGAACAAGUUCUGGAUACUACAUCUACAUUGAGGCCUCGAGUCCUAGAGUGCUGAACGACACUGCCAGAAUCGUGAGCGCCGCCAUUACAUCCACGUCAUCUAAGUGUCUCCACUUCUGGUAUCACAUGUACGGUACCCAUGUGAACACUCUCAACGUGUACAAGAUGGUGGGAACCGGUCUGGGUACGCCCGUCUGGACACGUACUGGGACCCGCAGUGACCAGUGGUACAACGCUAAUGUCGACAUCCAGGGGAGCUUUCAGUACAACAUCGUGUUCGAAGGUGUAAGGGGUACUGAUUAUAGAGGUGACAUUGGACUGGACGACAUCUCUCUCACUGAUGGCACAUGUACAGCAACAGGUACUACGAGUGGAGGUUGUACUUUUGAGGAUCCAAACAUCUGCCAAUUCAUUCAGGACACUACGGAUGAUUUUGAUUGGACGAGAAAGUCUGGUCCCACCACAACUCAGCAGACUGGACCUCCAAACGACCAUACACUUGGAACCAGUCAGGGCUCAUACAUGUACAUCGAAGCGUCCGCCCCACGUACGACCGGCCAGAAAGCUAGACUGUUCAGUCCCAUCAACACAGCUACCAAUGGGGCUUGCGUGACCUUCUUCUAUAGCAUGUACGGGGCCACCAUGGGGACGCUCAAUGUGUACACCAAGGUUGGGUCAGCCCUGGGCUCCCCUGUGCUCACGACCUCUGGUAACCAUGGCAACAAGUGGCUCCAAGGUCAGGUCACUGUGACCUCUGUAUCUAGCUGGCAGUUGGCGUUUGAGGGAAUCCGUGGAAACGGGUACACAAGUGACAUAGCCAUUGAUGAUGUGAGCAUAGUUGAUGGUGCCUGUACGGGGUCAGCUGGGUCAUGCACCUUCGAGACAGACACCUGCUCCUGGUCAAACACCCCAACAGGCGACGAUUUUGAUUGGCUGAGGAAGGCGGGAACCACUGAUACCACUGGAACAGGACCGAGUAGCGAUCACACGAUUGGAUCAUUCCUAGGUCACUACAUGUACAUCGAGACGUCCGCCCCUCGAGUCCCUGGCAACAAGGCUUGGCUCAUCAGUCAAACAUUCAACCCCUCUACAGCCCCACAGUGCUUCACUUUCUGGUACCACAUGUAUGGUAGCACAAUAGGCACUCUAAACGUGUAUCUGAACACCACUACGACUCAGCCUCAGCUCCUGUGGAGUCAACAAGGAAACAAGGGGAAUAACUGGCUGCAAGGACAGUUCCCCAUCAGCCCAGUUCCUUCCCUUUACACCAUUUUCUUUGAGGGCAUCAGAGGCUCUUCUUACCUUGGCGAUAUUGCUAUUGAUGACUUCACAAUGCUGUUUUUUAACUGCGGAUACCAGCCGGCUAGUGCCAAUCCAAGCAGCAUUUCUACAACACAAAGUCCGUCCUCUACACCCACACCAACACCUUUUGUGUCCCAGUCCACCUACGACUGCAGUUUUGAGACUGGAAUGUGCACGUGGACUCAAGACAGGAGCGAUAACUUUGACUGGACUCGAGCCCAGAGUCCAACUGGUACCCAGGUGACUGGACCCAUCGUGGAUCACACACUGGGAACCAGUAACGGUUGGUACAUGUAUGUGGAGAGCUCGUCACAACGGCUGCCCAACAGCAAGGCUCGCCUGGUGUCAGCCAUUGUGCCCACUCAGACUGCCUACUGCCUCCAGUUCUAUUACCACAUGUAUGGACCAAAUGUCAACGCCCUAAACAUAUACAAGCAGGUCGGUAGCAACCUUGGAAGUGCGGUUUGGACGAGGGUUGGGACUCAAGGCAACCAAUGGAAUCUAGGACAGACAGAUCUCCCGGCCUCCGCCUCUACAUACAACAUUGUGUUUGAGGGCGUGGGUGGGCCUGGUUACCGCGGAGAUAUCGCCCUUGACGACAUCAGGGUGUUACCAGGAUCUUGCUCUUACAGUGCUGGCAUACCCUGCACGUUUGACAAUGGACCAUGUGGCUGGAAGCAGAGUCGCGCAGAUGACUUUGACUGGGUUCAGAGGUCAGGUAGCACACCUACAGCCAUGACGGGACCCACUAACGAUCAUACAACUAACACUAAUACGGGUUCGUACAUGUACAUAGAGUCCAGUGCCCCACAGAGGCCUGGACAGAAGGCUUGGCUGGUCAGCGACUAUGCCUCGGGCAACGUUACACAGUGCAUGACCUUCUACUACAGCAUGUAUGGCGCAAACAUUGGCACACUUAACCUGUACAUAAUGACGGGUGUUGCAUUGCCAUCCACUCCAGUGUUCUCAAAGUCUGGUAACCAAGGCAACAUGUGGAUCAUGGGUCAGGCCACUCUCCAGUCCCCGCAGACAUACCGGGUGGUGUUUGAAGGAGUCAUAGGCAACGGUUACCAAGCGGAUAUCGCCAUUGAUGAUGUGUCCCUAGCCCCAGGAGCUUGCCCAUUGCCAGGAAAUUGUAAUUUCGAGAAGGGACUAUGCUCAUGGACAAACCUAGCAGCUGUGGAUGAUUUUGAUUGGAUAAUAGGUCAAGGAAACACCCCAUCAGCACUCACUGGUCCGGCCAAUGACCACACACUGGGAACUGCAAUUGGACACUAUGUGUUUAUUGAGGCCUCAGCCCCUAGAGUGCCUGGCAACCGAGCGGAUCUACAGAGUCCAGUGUUUCAACCCUCAGGCCCACGUUGCAUCAACUUCUGGGCUAACAUGCACGGGGCGGAUGUAGGAACCCUGCGAGUUAACCUGGUUCCUGCCAACAAAACUGCUGGGGGAAAUAUGGCCACAAUCUGGGAGUUAAGCCAGACAGACAAGGGCGUGGCCUGGUUCCAGGGUGCAGCCCCCUUUAACAGUCUUGUCCCUUACUAUAUCGUGUUUGAAGCAGUGCGAGGGAAAGGUUACCUCGGUGACAUUGCGCUUGACGAUAUCUCAUUCACCAAUGCCCAGUGUUUUAUAACACCUCCUGAAGCCUCCACUCCCUACUCCAUGUCCACAUUCUUCCCCUCGGCUGGGACGACCAUUAUACCUACAGUUGCCCCAUCUCUGCUGGACUGCACAUUUGAGACCGAUACAUGUCGCUGGACUCAGAGCCGAACAGACCAAUUUGAUUGGACAAGAAACACGGGUACUACCUCUACCGCCCUAACUGGACCUACCGUCGAUCACACACUUGGCACUGGCACAGGGCAUUACAUGUUUAUUGAGACCUCCUCACCACGGCAACCAAACGACACUGCCCGCCUGGAGAGUCCGUUAGUUCCACCAAAAGGCAAUGCCCAGUGCAUACGAUUCUGGUACCACAUGUAUGGGCCAGACAUCAACACGCUGAAUGUGUACACUAUGAUCAACAAUGUUCUGAGCAGACCAGUUUGGUCUCGCACAGGAACCGUGGACAAUCAGUGGCAUUUCCAGGCUGUGGACCUCACAACUACCGGCGGAACUGUGUUCAAGAUUGUGUUUGAGGGGGUACGAGGUAUCAACUACCGUGGCGACAUUGCCAUUGACGACAUUACUUUCUCACCAAACCCUUGUCAACAAAUAGUUGCCAACCUGUGUGACUUUGAACUGAACACAUGCGGAUGGACUCAGCUGACGACAGACAUCUUUGAUUGGACACGCAGAAGCAGCGGUACCUCCUCUGUAGGAACAGGGCCAACUAAGGAUCACACCUAUGGCACCAGCACAGGCCACUACAUGUACACUGAGGCCAGCGCUCCAAGGGUACCAGGCGACUCGGCACAGCUUGUUACCACACCCUAUUCUUCACCACAGGGAGGCUGCCUCAACUUCUGGAGCAACAUGUACGGCGCAACCAUGGGAACACUCAACGUAAUCAUGAAUAACGGCGCCUCGUCUACAAAAUUGUGGUCUCGUAGUGGUAACCAAGGACCUAACUGGCAGCUUUGGCAGGUUUCUGUUCCAGCCAGCGCAAACUACACGAUCAUGUUUGAAGGAAUUGUGGGUAAUGGGUUCACCAGCGACAUGGCCAUCGAUGAUGUUUCAGUGACAGCAGGGUCUUGCACUCUUCCUGGUAACUGCAAUUUUGAUGACGGCACAAUGUGUACAUGGAGCAACCUGCGCAAUGACAACUUUGAUUGGCUGAUAGGCAGUGGAGCUACUACCAGCUCCUUUACUGGCCCCUCCUCAGACCACACCAGGGCGAACUCUGGAGACAACAGUGGCAAGUACCUGUUUAUUGAGACAAGUGCCCCGAGGGUUCCAGGGGACGUGGCACGUAUCUCCAGUCAGACUUUCAACCCAACCACAGGCAUGUGUAUCAACUUCUGGUUCCACAUGUAUGGCUCCACCAUUGGCACACUCACAGUCUACCUGGUUACUGGGGCAACCAACACCACGCUCUGGUCACUGAGUGGCGACCAUGGGGACCAGUGGUUCAAUGGACAGACUGGAUACUCGUCUGUUACUCCUUUCACGAUCGUCUUUGAGGGUGUGCGUGGUCCAAGUUACCUGGGUGACAUUGCGCUUGAUGACAUCUCGUUCACACAAUCUAGUUGUGGAGUUCAACCACCAGAAGCCUCCCCAUCUGGUCAGUCAACAUCUAGAACUUCACCCUCUACAGUCACCACUCCAAAUCCAGGCUCCACCCCAGCUUCCACCAUCUAUGACUGUGACUUCACCAAUGACUUGUGCAUGUGGGGUCAGUCCCCUGACGAUAAUUUCGACUGGACCCGAGCCCAGGGGCCUACAGGGACUCUCAUGACUGGACCUACCAAUGACCACACCUCCGGAACCAGCAACGGUUGGUACGUGUAUAUUGAGACCUCUGCGCCGCGCAAACCCAACGACACGGCCAUCCUCCAGAGUCCCGUGAUCUCAGACCAGCAGACUCGCUGCCUCAGCUUCUGGUACCACAUGUACGGCACGGAUAUCAACACCUUGCUCGUCUACCAAAAGUCUCAGCAGGGAACCGGCCUCGGCAACAACAUCUGGAAGAAGUCUGGUAACCAAGGCAACCUGUGGGUCCAGGCCACUGUUACCCUCCAGCCACAAACUGGUGGCUACAAGAUUAUAUUCCAAGCCUUGCGUGGACUCAACUUCCGAGGAGAUAUUGCUCUUGAUGACAUAAGAGUCUCUGUGGGACAGUGUGCUCAAACAAACAACCCCACUGUGUGCGACUUUGAGCAGAGCACACUCUGCAGUUACACCCAAGACACCACAGACACGCCAAACUUUGACUGGACAUGGAUAAGUGGAGGUACAGCAACAGUGGGUACCGGACCCACCACGGACCAUACCACAGGAACCAGUACAGGACACUAUGUGUACAUUGAGACUUCUGCUCCCAGACAGCCCAAUGACACCGCCAGGUUGAUCAGCCCUUCGUAUCAGCUUCAGGGCUCUGGACCACAAUGCUUGAAGUUCUGGAACCACAUGUACGGGCAGGAUAUCAACACACUCAACGUGUAUGUGACUGCCUCGGGCCAGGCCAAUAACCGUGGAGCACCUGCCUGGACACGCUCUCUGAACCAGGGUAACCUAUGGAAACAAGCCCAGGUCACCAUUAACCCAACUGGAAGCUAUCAGAUUGUAUUUGAAGGCAUCAGGGGCCGUAACUACAUGGGAGAUAUUGCUAUAGACGAUGUCAUGGUAACAGCAGGUGCCUGCUCUGGAUCCGGUGGGACGUGCGACUUCGAGACAGACACGUGUGACUGGACCAACAGUCAGACUGGGGAUGACUUUGACUGGUUGCGUAACCGUGGUAGCACCACCAGUCAGUUCACUGGACCCAGCAGUGAUCACACGAAGAGUACAACACUGGGCUACUACAUGUUUAUUGAGACAAGUGCCCCUAGAGUUCAGGGCAACAAGGCACGCCUCUACAGCCAGGUGUAUCCUGCAUACAAUGCCAUCAAAUGCUUCUCCUUUUACUACCACAUGUAUGGCCUGGACAUCGGUCAGCUGAAUGUGUACCUGCGCCUCAACCAGUCCUCCUCAUCCUUCUCCACGGAAGCCAUGCGAUGGUCGCUCUCCGGAAACUAUGGCACCACAUGGGCCCUUGGACAGUUUAACAUUUCUACACAAUACACAAGCAGUCCUUUCCAGAUAAUCAUUGAGGGUGUGUGUGGCAAUGGUUAUCGUGGUGACAUUGCCAUUGACGACACAGCUAUGGUUGAUGGAGACUGUUCCCAAGUUCCAGACAGCUCCCAAACAACCUCCACAUACCAACCAAAUGGGGCCAGCUGCAAUUUCGACUCUGACUUCUGCUCAUGGUCACAAAGCACCACUGACCAAUUUGACUGGACCCGUCAGUCUGGCUCCACAUCCAGCUUGGGCACCGGACCACUUGGGGAUCACACGGGUACAGUCAUUGGACAGAAUGGCUCGUACAUUUACAUCGAGGCUUCUGGUCUGCGCCGCGCAGGUGACAGGGCUGACCUCUUGACCCCAGUCAUCUCUAGCACACCAUCUCAGGGCAACUGUUUCUCAUUCUGGUACCACAUGUUUGGCAACUCCAUUGGCCAACUUAACAUUUACACCAUUUCUGGCGGCGUUACAACACUACAGUGGACUAAAUCAGGUACUCAAGGCAAUGCGUGGAAGCAGGGAAGCUUCAACCUUAUCAGUCUGACUGACUUCAAGAUCAUGCUUGAAGGCACAACAACUGGUGGUUUCCAAGGUGAUAUCGCCCUUGACGAUGUAUCACUGGACAGUGUGCCAUGUGCCAACUCCACAACCAUUGUGGGGAGCAGGGUCUGCACAUUUGAGACUGGACUGUGCGGUUGGACUCAGGAUAAAACAGACCUUUUUGAUUGGACGUUAAAUGGAAAUGGAACAGCCACCACGGGAACUGGGCCCAGUUUAGACCACACCUACGGCUCUGCACAAGGUCACUAUAUAUACACUGAAGCAUCAUCACCUCGAAAUGCUGGCGAUACUGCGCGGAUCAUCACACCAGUUUAUCCCGCUACCUCUGGGGACUGUGUGAAGUUCUAUUACAACAUGUACGGUAUUACAAUGGGCACCCUUAAUGUACGCACAAUGACCAAUGGUCAGUUGAACGGGAAUAUAUGGACAAAGUCUGGGAACCAAGGCACCAACUGGAUACUCGCCCAGGCAACUGUUAUAAGUUCAAUACCAUUCCAGGUAGUGUUUGAAGGGAUAGUGGGACGUAGCUUUUACUCUGACAUGGCCAUCGACGAUUACCAGAUCACAGUGGGACCCUGUGCAGCCCCAGCGUCAUGUGACUUCGAGACAGGACUCUGUGGCUACACCAAUGUGGCUGGGGAUGACUUUGAUUGGGCGCGGGAUGCAGGCGGCACUCCCUCGCUCCUUACUGGACCCAAAACCGACCACACAACUAACUCCCCUCAAGGUUACUAUAUGUUCAUUGAGACCAGUGCCCCUAGGGCGGUUGGAGAUAAGGCGUGGCUCAAGAGUGACCCCCUACCCCCCACUACUGGUUCCUGUCUCACCUUCUGGUAUAACAUGUAUGGAAUAGGAAUUGGUCAGCUGACUGUGUACCUAAACUCCAGCAAUACAGGAAAUCUGCAACAACUGUGGAACCAGUCUGGUAACCAAGGUGAUCGCUGGAUCAUGGCCCAGGUUGACAUAACAUACCUGUCCUCGUACUAUCUUGUGUUUGAAGGGAAACGUGGCACAAGUUUCAAUGGGGACAUUGCCCUUGAUGACAUCAGUGUGGCGUCAGGCUCAUGUGCAACACAGGCUGUUUCUACGACAACCAUAAGCCCUCCGUUGACAACUGCUUCUCCCGUCACCCAGUGUACGUUUGAAAGUGGCUUUUGUGGCUUUACACAAGAUCAGUCGGACCAGUUUGAUUGGACGAGACAGAAAGGCCCAACAGCCACUGCCAACACGGGGCCUCGCUUUGAUCACACAACACAGAGCACAAACGGCUACUACAUUUACAUCGAGACCUCAACCCACAACCCCAACGACUCAGCUCGCAUCCUCACACCCACAGUGAGCACUUCCGGCCCAGCCUGCGUGCUGUUCUGGUACCAUAUGUAUGGCGCAGAUGUAAAUCGCCUCUCUGUGUACCUGAAAUCGGGCUCAAACCUCGGGCCUGUCGUCUGGACUCGGUCUGGCACCAAGGGGGACGUGUGGCAGUAUGCUCAGUUGGAGCUGAACACCCUGUCCAAUCAGCAGGUUGUGUUUGAGGCUCUCCGUGGAAACGGUUACCAAGGCGAUAUUGCUCUUGAUGAUGUCACGGUGACAGAUGGAGCUUGCCCUCCACCAUUAUCCUGCGACUUUGAGGAUUCAGGCCUCUGCGGUUUCCAGCAAAUGUUGAACGAUGACUUCGACUGGACGUGGAACUCUGGCUCAACGAGCACCGCAAACUCAGGCCCCACAGCUGACCACACUUUCAGCACUGCGACGGGCCACUACAUGUACAUAGAGACGUCUGCUCCCCGUCGGCAAGGAGACAAGGCAAGGCUCAUCAGCAAGACGUAUCCACCAAUCAACAACCGCUGUCUGACAUUCUGGUAUCACAUGUAUGGUCUCAAUAUCGGCCAGCUCAAUGUGUACGCUGGUACGCCCACCUCUUUGGGAACUGCAAUCUGGAACCUGUAUGGUAACCAAGGCAACCGCUGGCUCAAGGCUCAGGUCACUGUGCAGACAUCUACUGCCUUCCAGAUUGUGUUUGAAGGGGUAACUGGUUAUGGUUACCAAGGUGAUAUUGCCAUAGACGACGUUGCAUUCCUGUCAGGGGCGUGUCCUGGACCUGGUACAUGUGACUUUGAGACCGACCUUUGUGGAUGGGUGCAGAGGACAGACGACACGUUUGAUUGGAUUAGAAAGAGUGGUGGAACACCCUCGUUGAAUACUGGACCUACUGUUGACCACACACUUUCAACAUCAACUGGCUACUUCCUGUACAUCGAGACUAGCGCCCCACGUCGUCAAGGCGACGUGGCCAUCGUCCAAUCGCAGGAGCUCCAGAACCUCAACAACUACUGCUUUACCUUCUGGUACUUCAUGCACGGGGACACAGUGGGGUCCCUCAAUGUCAGCUAUGAGGCACAGGAUGUUGGCCAGAACCAGAUCUGGAGCCUCUCUGGGGAGCAGGGGAGCAUCUGGAAACAGGCAGCUGUCGACUUCGGCAACACCCCAGGAACAUUCCAUCUGUUGGUGUCAGCCAGUGUGGGGACAGGCUUCACAGGAGAUAUUGCUGUGGAUGACUUCCAGCUAAACCCAUAUGCAUGUAGCUUGGUGAACUUCAACAACAAAACGGUGGACUGUGGUGACCAGAACCACACUAAGAUUAGUGUCACUCAGCAAUGUGACUUCAAAUCAGACUGUCCUAACUUCAAUGAUGAAAUGAACUGCGGUGAUUGCAGUUUUGAGCAGGGUCAAUGCGGCUGGGCUGACAUAAGCUCAGGCUCCCAGCAAUGGGGUAUAGGAAAUAACGGAUCGUAUGCUGGCAAUUUGGCAAAGGGACCGACUUUUGAUCACACAAUUGGAAAUGGAAUUGGCCACUACAUGUAUGUGGACACUAAUGUUGGCACCUUUGGCACGCUGGCUCAGCUGAUUGGCCCCACCCUGCAGGCAUCCAGCUCCUCCUGCCAACUCCAGUUCUACUACCAUCUCAAUGGCAUAGGCAUCGGCUAUCUGCGGGUGGCUAUCCGUGUGAACAUGAAAGACACAGUUAUCUGGGAACAGCAUGUCUCCCCGGGCAACAGAUGGACCCUAGCAACUGUAAACGUUGGCAGAAUCAAUCAGCCAUUCCAGAUGAAAUUUCAAGGAUACAAGUCCUUCAGUGUAAGGGGUGACGUUGCCAUUGACGAUGUGCAGCUCAUCAACUGCAACUUCCCAAGUGUACAGCCCUCGUGCCCACCCACCUACUUCACCUGCGCUCGUAAAGCCUGUGUGCCCUCAUCAAGUGUGUGUGACUUUACUGACGACUGUGGAGAUAACAGUGAUGAGGCCCAAUGUGAUGGCAACCCCUUGCGGUGCAACUUCGAAACAAGUUUGUGCGACUGGGCACAAGACCAAACGGAUGAUUUUGACUGGACAAGAGCAACAGACAAAACUGCAUCUGCAGGGACAGGGCCCUCUCGAGACCACACGACUGGAACCUCGGCUGGCCACUAUCUGUACAUUGAGACCUCGGCGCCAAGGAGACCAGGUCAACGUGCUAGGCUUGUCAGCACCCCCUUCCUAUCAACCAAUGGCUCUGUUGGAGGUCAAUGUAUUCUUCGAAUGUACUAUCACAUGUUUGGACCAACAAUCGGGUCACUUAAUGUCUACACAAAGAAUUCCGCUCUUGGCCAACUCAAGCAAGUAUGGCAGAGAUCUGGUAAUGUGGGAGACUUCUUUGAGCGUGUGGACAUACAGAUAUUUGAGUCACAAUCCUUCCAGAUUGUCAUUGAGGGAGUUGUUGGAAAUGGUUACCUUGGUGACAUUGCCAUUGACGACCUUUCAAUGACCCCUGGCUGCACACGUUCAACACAGUCUUUGCCUACUGGAGUGCCUGUUUCCACGACUGCCAAUCCAUGUGGCCCGGGUUUCUUUAUUUGCCAGUCCGGAGGGUGUGUGUCUCAGACCAACGUGUGUGACUUCAGCCAGGACUGUACUGACGGCUCUGAUGAGUCCAUGUGUGGUACCUGUAACUUCGAGAAUGGGCCCUGCGGCUGGACAGAUAUCAGCUCUGGACGCUACAAUUUCCACGUGUUCCAAGGCAACUCCCCAGGAACAGGGGGACCCAAUACAGAUCACACUCUUGCAAACACAACUGGCCACUACCUGUUGGUUGAAGGCAGUUCUGGUCAGUUCUUCUCUCGAGCUCUGGUCACCACGCCCGUUCUAGGACCAACUGGUCCGAGCUGCCAAGUCCAGUUCUACUAUCACAUGUUUGGAGUAAAUGCUGGCAACAUUCGGGUUCUGGUCCAGAACGCCAACAUCUCCACAGACAAGACCUACAUCUGGAGCAAGACAGGUAACCAGGGUAACGGCUGGCAGCAGGCCACAGCAGACAUCGGUCAGCUGGUGGCCGGAUACCGCAUACAGUUUGAAGCUCUCCCUGACCGCUCCAUUCUCCAGGGCAUACCAAACUCCGAUAUGGCCAUUGACGAUGUGACUUUCAUCAACUGCAAUGCCAUUGCUGUGGAUACAAACUCAACUGUCAACUGCACCUUCGAGACGGGUUUCUGCAACUUCCGCCAGAUCUUGACAGAUGAUUUUGAUUGGACGCUCACCAACCAAACAACACCAACUGCUGGCACAGGACCCGAUAGAGACCACACAACAGGAACAGGUUUUUAUAUUUACAUUGAGACGUCUUCGCCCCGCCAUCAGGGUGAGAGGGCUGUACUUUCCUCAGGCAUACAGAACCCAUCGGGCUCCCCACAGUGCCUGACCUUCUGGUAUCACAUGUUUGGGGCACAUGUCAACACGCUCAAUGUCUAUAUAAGACAAACAAACGGCAACCAAACAAUGAUCUGGUCUCGCUCUCGUACCCAGGGCAACGUUUGGCGACAGGGUCAGCGCACAAUCAACCCAACCACCCAGUAUGAACUGCUAUUUGAGGCUGUGGUUGGAUACAGUUGGCAAGGAGACAUUGCCCUGGACGACAUCUCACUCCUUAAUCAGGCGUGCCCACCACCAAACACUUGUGACUUUGAGGCAGACCUCUGUAGCUGGAUACAAGACACGGUUACUGACCAGUUUGACUGGACACGGGAUCGAAACGGCACCCAGAGCCUUAACACCGGCCCCUUGGUUGACCACACCACGGCUAGCCCUCUUGGUUACUACCUGUACAUUGAGGCCUCUGCCCCGAGACAACCAGGUGACCUGGCUCGUAUCACGACCCCGAGCUUCCAGAACACUGCUACUGGAUCAUUCUGUCUCUCGUUCUGGUACCACAUGUAUGGUAACAAUAUCGGUUCCCUUAACGUCUACCUCCAAGAUGGCGGAAGCAAGACCAACGUUUUCACUCGCACAGGAAAUCAAGUGAACUUCUGGCUGUAUCGAUCAGUGACUGUUAAUCCAUCAUCGCCACAAUUUUCUAUUGUUUGGGAAGGAACUGUAGGAAAUGGUUACCAAGGGGACAUUGCAAUUGAUGAUGUCAUGGUCGUGCCAGGCACCUGCCUAUAUCCUGGCAACUGCAACUUUGAGAUGGACACCUGCGGUUGGACAAACACCAAUGCGGAUGAUUUUGAUUGGCUGAGAAGUGCCGGCAGCACUUUGACGGCGGGUACAGGGCCCUCUGUUGACCACACAACAAACUCCGAUGCAGGUUUCUACAUGUUUGUGUCCGCCCUGGGACGUAAUGCAGGCCAGCGCGCCUGGUUCUACAGUCAAUACUUCCCGCCGACCAGCGCUACCUGCAUGUCCUUCUGGUACUUCAUGUAUGGUCAAGGAGUAGGGACAAUGCGCCUGUACCAACCAACAUCAGUGAACUCCUCCCUGCUGUGGCAGAUGACCAGUGACCAAGGCAACAGCUGGGCCAAUGCUCAAAUCACCAUCAACAGCACCACCAACUGGCAGGUGACAUUUGAUGGCCAGAUUGGAACAGGUAUUCAAGGAGACAUGGCUAUUGAUGACAUAAUCUUCACUCCUGGAAAGUGUACUGGUGUAAUACCAACAUUCGCCCCCGUACAAUACAGUACUCAACCAGCCCCAACCUACCCACCCUCACCCUACGACUGUGACUUCGAGACAGGUGCCACGCCCACGUGUAGCUGGACCCAGGACACCACAGACCGGUUUGACUGGUCACCCAAACAGGGCAUAACCGGCUCUCUUGAUACUGGUCCAACAUUUGACCACUCGCUGCAAAACCAGAACGGCCACUACGUCUACAUAGAGGCGUCCGGACGGCAACCCAAUGACACUGCCCGUCUCCUCAGCCAGUCUGUGCCACUUGCUACCGGUGGAAAGUGCCUCAAGUUCUGGUACCACAUGUAUGGCUCUGACAUCUACAAGCUAAAUGUCUACGCUAAACUUGCGUCGAACCUUGGCAGUGUUCUGUGGAGCAAGAUGGGGACACAAGGCAACCAAUGGCGAUUCACCAGUGUCUACAUAACACCGCAGACCUUGACCCCACCCCAGCAGGACAUCGUCAAUGUUAAUUUUGUUAUAGAAGGCAUAGUCGGCAAGAGUUACCGUGGGGAUAUCGCAAUUGAUGAUGUCACUGUCAAUGAUGGUCCCUGCCCACCAACAGAUGAUUGUGACUUUGAAUCCCCAACCAUAUGUGGCUACACUCAGUCCCAGAGCGACAAUUUUGAUUGGACGAGAGCGUUUGGGUCAACAAGUACAUCGGGUACAGGACCAUCUACAGACCACACCUAUGGCACAAAUACCGGAUACUACAUGUACAUUGAGACAUCGCCACCCACAAGGACGGGUGACAAAGCUCAGCUGAUAAGUCCCACCUACCCACCGACUGCGGGCCGGUGCCUCAAUUUCUACUACCACAUGCUGGGUCCUGGCAUUGGCACCCUUAAUGUCUACAAGAGCCAGCAGGGCCAGAACGGACCCACUAUUUGGUCCAGCACGGGCAACAAGGGAGAUCAGUGGAAUAUUGCACAAGUCACUUUGAACAGUAACCUCCCUUUCCAGAUUGUUUUUGAAGGCAUCAAGGGUAGUACAACUCUUGGAGACAUUGCCAUUGAUGACAUCCUCCUCACGAACGGACCAUGCCCAUUGGCUGGAUCAUGUGACUUUGAGACUGGUUACUGCACCUGGGUAAACGACCAGUCAACAGAUGAUUUUGACUUUGUGCGAUUUAAAGGCUCCACUGCCAGUACAGCCACUGGGCCUACCAAUGAUCACACUUUGGGGACAGCUCUGGGCUACUAUAUCUACGUAGAGGCAUCGUCUCCAAGAAAGCCAGCUGACAAGGCAAGACUGAGGUCGCAAGUGUUUGACCCCACAGCUGGGAGCUGUCUGACCCUCUGGUACAACAUGUAUGGGGCCAACAUUGGCAGCCUGAACGUGUACACCCAGCCAGUAGGAACCCCGGCCACCACUCUGAACAAAGUGUUCAGUCUCUCCGGCAACCAAAACCAGGCCUGGCAACAAGCCAAUAUUGCUCUGCAGUCAACAAGGCAGUUUUUCAUAAUUAUUGAAGGCACUGUUGGGAAUGGUUAUUCAGGAGAUCUGGCACUUGAUGACAUUUCUGUUAAUGCUGGUGCUUGUUCACAGACACGUCAUCACCGCCAUUGUUUGACUGUGGAGUAUCAGGAAGUGUUCCGAUUGCGGCAACCAAGGUGUGUGACUUCAUUCAAGACUGUUCCAAUGGUGCUGACGAAGCCAACUGUGGUUCAUGUAACUUUGAUUCCACCGACGAUGACGUCAUUUGCGGGAAUACUGAUAUUAGUGUUGGCUCCUUCCGUUGGCAGAGGGACAACUAUGGCACUCCGACAAACAACACGGGACCGACUGUUGACCACACAACUGGAACAAGUAGUGGCUACUAUAUGUAUGUUGAUGCCAACAAUGGACAGUUCAACGCCAAAGCCAUACUUCAGACUCCAAUUCUGCAGUAUGCCUCAUCAACAUGCCAGUUCUCUUUCUGGUACCACAUGUAUGGCACAGGCAUUGGAACUUUGACAGUUUCUACCCAGAUCGGAAACAUCAUCACACCCAUUUGGAGUUUAAACGGCAACCAGAGCAAUGCCUGGAAUCGUGGCCUUGUGGAUAUUGGCCGCAUUUCAGGACCCUUCAGUCUGCUUGUUCAAGCCUCCAGAAGUUUUUCUGU